Molecule: messenger RNA, 2268 nt
Organism: Spirodela intermedia
Lineage: Eukaryota; Viridiplantae; Streptophyta; Magnoliopsida; Alismatales; Araceae
Source: the annotation of a GenBank genome assembly
AUGGAAGGGGAGACCCCCCAGAGCUCGGAGUCCGAGGUGUCGGAGUUGAAGAGACUGAGGGCAGAAGACGGCAAGGACAACGAGAAGAUCGCGGGCAUCUUCGCCUCCCGAGAGCAGAAAUGGAUUGCGGAGAAGCAGCAGCUCAACCUCGAAAUCGAAGCCAUCGUCUCCCGGCUCCGCCUGGUCGAGGCCCAGAAGGAGGAGGCCGUUUCCGAUUACAAGAUCAAGAUCGAGGAGAGGGAUCGCGCGAUAGAGGAGGAGACGAAGAAGUGGGUGGAGAUGGAGCAGAGGCUCCGGGCUGCAGAGCAUUCCGGAGAGAAAGCGGCGCGGGACCAUGCGGCCGAGCUGUGGAGGCACAAGAAAGCAUUCGCGGAGCUCGUUUCCAGCCACCGCCAGUUGGAAGCUGAGAUGGGACGCGCGCUGCGGCAGGUCGAGGCGGCUAGGCAGGAGCUCGAGGAGGUGUUUCAGCAGAGGGAAGAAGCCAUCGCGAUGGUUGAGCAGCUGUCGGCGGACAUUAUUAUGAUGCGCACGGAUGCAGAGAAGAAGGACAGGGUUCUGUCGGCGAUGCUGCGCAAGUCCGAGUUCGACGCGGCCGAGAAGCUCUCACUGAAAAGGGAACUGGAUAUGUGCAAGGCGAGGGAGAAGGAGGUGGAGCUCGAAGACCGAAAAGGUCCGGCGGGGAUUCACAACCACAGAAUAUUUUUUCUUGAUUACUUCCAAGAUAGCGAAUUCGUUCCUCCGGAAACAGGCAGCAUCAAUGUGGCCACAGACGGCGGCGAACCACUCGCACCUCCCCUCGGUAGGGACAGCCAAGAACUAGGUAACUCCAACCCACCCCCUGAUUCUCUCUUCUUUCUCUCGUCUUUAAGAUUCUGACUUGUGCAGAAGAAUUCCGUUUGAUGCAGAUGCAGAAAACGUAGGACAACUUCGAGGUUGGGUCCGUUCGGAGAUGGAGGGGUGUGCGAGCGUCCUCCGGCAGAGGCACUACGCCGACAUCGAAGCGUUCGCGGAGCAGAUAAGGCGGAAAGAUGAGAAACUGGAAGCUUACCGGUGGCGAGUACUCACCGCGGAGCUCCAGUCUGAGAGGCUCCAGUCCCAAGUUGAAGGACUGGAGGGUAAGCUCUCCAGCCUGCGGGAAGAGAGCGCCAAGCUGGAGGACCUGCUGCUGGACAGGGAGGAGGAGCUCAGAUCACUCAAGAAGCAAAUCAGUCUCCAAUUGCAGUAUUGUCGGAAGAGCGACUCGAAUCGUUCGCCCGCCGCUUCGCCCACCGAUUCUCGCUCUCUCUGGUCAGAAGUGUACAGAAAAGGGCAAGAAGAACCAGAAGAAACCGGGGCAGGUGGGAGCACCCCUGUCCUAAAGGACCAAAGCAGGGCCAUCAAUGGCGUGAAACAGAUAGAGAUGGAGCCGCAACAAGAAGAGAAACAAAAACGCGGAGGGAGAGCGGAAGACGCUGCCCGGACAGGAAGUUCCACUCCACCACCAUUCUCACAUCACUAUGUCGCACCUGAUCGCCAAAGGUGGAAAUUCCCCUCAGGUUCUGAGAUUUUCGAUAAGAUACAGGGUUCUGGGCUCACGGCCCUCGGCAAGGAUACUUCACGGAAGGUGGACCUCCACGCCCUCGGCAUCUCCUACAAGAUCAAGAGGCUGAAGCAGCAGCUUCUUGCGUUCGAGCAGAUGGCUGGGGUUCAAGCUCCGCUUCAAGUGACCUGCAGAGAUGUAGACCGUACGCCGGACGAGAAGGAACAGCAGCAGAUGGGCUUCCUUCAAGUGCUGCCUCUGCUUAACAAGCAGGCAAGAAAGUACCGAUCCCUCGAGGAGAAAGCCGACGGCCUUUGUCUGAGGAUGGUAAGGAUCCGGCUCAGAACAUAUUUUCUUACUUCUCGAUGAUCCGGAAAACGCUAACUUCAAAUUCUAAGCAGGAGAGCGAAGCCGACGGAAGAAGCCGAGGGCCAAGCCUGGAAAGCUUCCUCGAGGAGGCGUUUCAGCUCCAGAGGCAUAUCGUGGCGGCGGGGCAGAGAUUGCUGGAGGUGCAGUCCCAGCUCGCCGGCUGCGUGGUCGACGCGGACGACGAGCGUUUCCAGGACUUCAAGGCAGGGCAGUUUGCCGACGUUAUGAAGACUCUCCUGAGGGACAUUCAGAGGGGACUGGAAGUGCGGGUGGCUCGCAUCAUCGGAAACCUCGAGGGAACGUUAACUCGUGACGGGAUUCUGCACAUCAGCCGUCGCGAGGACGGCUCACAGGAGCUCGGUGCAAAAAACGGAGCUUGA